AUGAAAAUUGAUCUAUCCCUUAAGCUAGAUUCACAAGAAGAAGCAAAAACCGAUGAACAGCCGCCUCAAUUGCAGAAGAAUCGAGCAGGAAAUGAAUUUCUGCUCGAAAACAAAUUGAAAGAAAAAUCCCAAGAAAUUAUAGUUGGCGAUGAUCAGAAAUCCAUUGAAUAUUACUCAUCGGUUGACUCGAAGAGGGAUAAGAUGAAGAUGAAUCAGAUGAAGGAGGAGAAUAAGAUAUUAAGGAGCUCGGUAGAACAAACUAUGAAGGAUUAUUAUGAUCUACAAAUCAAAGUUAAUAUGAUCCAAAAAAAUAACCAAAAGAAGGAUCCCAAAAUUUUCUUUUCACUGAAUGGAAAUGAUGAGCCGAGUGAUCAAGAGACAAAUAGAAUUCCAAAGAUAUUUGAUAUCAAGAAUCAAACGCUGUUGUCACCAUUAAGACGGGAAGAUGACGUGAGUGAUAAUACUGAAUUAGGGUUGUCAUUGACACUGAAGAGCAGUGAAAAAAAAGUAGAGGCAGAAGAUGAGCAAAGGGAGAAAAAGGAAGAUAGAGAGGGAUUGACUACAUGGAUACAAGGUAAGCUACAUGGAAGCAGCACCUUGCCUGGAAUUACAAGCCAUGUUACAUCUCCAUCCCGUAGAAAAUCUAGGGUUUCAGUCAGAGCCAGAUGUGAAACCGCCACAGUGAGUUUCGCUCUUUCUCUAUAUAUGUAUGUAGAGCCUAAUCGUUCUGCACAAUUAUCUAGUUGA
Molecule: messenger RNA, 747 nt
Organism: Olea europaea var. sylvestris
Lineage: Eukaryota; Viridiplantae; Streptophyta; Magnoliopsida; Lamiales; Oleaceae
Product: probable WRKY transcription factor 9
Exons: 3
Coding region: 1-747 (248 amino acids)
Molecular function (GO): DNA-binding transcription factor activity
Source: RefSeq, a predicted model, not a curated record